AUGGAAAACAUUUUCUUUGAUGAUUUUCCAUUAUUCCAAAUAUGGAAUCCUAUUACAGUUGAAAAUCAAGAGCAUAGAUUAGCUGUUUCCAUAGGUAACCAGGGACUUAUAUAUACUGUUGAGGGUCAAGAAUAUUUAUUAACUGUUCUCAAAGAAAAUUGGAAGAGGGAUAAGCAACUUUGUACAAUAACAAUGCUGUGUUAUACUGUACACAUGUUAUACUUACUGAAUGUGAUGGCCAAGAAAGUUGAGAAACCCAUAAGAGAUCACAUUAUUGGGCGAGAACAGAUUCGAACCACUCUGUUACAACAGUUACGCGAAACUAAUAGGUGUCGUGAUAUUUUACGAAUGGGCCCACAUGCCUUUCUAGAGUUAUGCACAAAAUUAAGGGCAACCGGUCAUGUCAAAGAUACUAUACAUGUCACAGUUGAGGAGCAAGUAGCUAGAUUCUUAUACAUUAUAGCUCAUAAUGUUAAAAAUAGAACCAUUUCAUUUUUCUUCCACCGGUCUGGAGAGACAAUCAGUCGUAAUUUUCAUGCUGUUCUAAGAGCUGUAAUAUCACUUGAAGAAGAGUUUCUUCAGCAACCUUCCGGAACAACCAUUCCUUCAGAGAUUCUUCAUAGCAAUAGAUUUUAUCCAUAUUUUAAGGACUGUAUUGGAGCCAUUGAUGGUACACAUGUCAGAGUCAAGGUUCCAAUAGCUGAUCAACCUAGAUUUCGUGGUAGAAAAGAAUGGCCAACUCAGAAUGUACUUGCUGCGUGUGGCUUUGAUAUGAAAUUUACAUAUGCUUUAGCAGGAUGGGAAGGCACCGCAUCUGACUCUAAAGUUCUUAAAAGUGCACUAUCAAGGGAUGAUAGGCUCAAAAUUCCAAGAGGAAAGUUUUAUCUUGGGGAUGCUGGAUUCAUGCUUAAACAUGCUCUAAUAACUCCAUAUCGAGGCGUAAGAUACCAUUUAAAGGAGUUUGUUGGACGUGAACCUGAAAAUGCAUAUGAAUUAUUUAACCUCCGUCAUUCUUCGUUACGAAAUGUGAUCGAACGAUCAUUUGGAGUUUUGAAAAAAAGAUUUGCAAUUAUAGCAGGUGGUACAGAACCAUAUUAUGACAUAGAGGUUAUGGUUGACAUUGUCCUAGCAUGCAUUAUACUCCACAACUUUUUGAUGGGUGUGGAUCCUGACCAACACUUAAUUUCUCAAGUUGAUCGAGAAUUACAAAAUAAUAAUCCAGAAGCCACUAAUGAGGAAAGAGAAGAAGUAAAUGAAGAUUACAGGCGAGGUGCAGUGCUUAGAGAUAACAUGGCGGCUCAAAUGUGGGCUGACUAUCAAAUGGAAAGAUGA
This is a messenger RNA of Arachis stenosperma, 1332 nucleotides long. RefSeq names its product protein ALP1-like. Lineage: Eukaryota; Viridiplantae; Streptophyta; Magnoliopsida; Fabales; Fabaceae. The transcript has 3 exons. The record is from RefSeq and is a predicted model, not a curated record. The coding region runs from base 1 to 1332 and encodes 443 amino acids.